ACUGCUAUUAAAAACAACAACAACACAGGGUGCGGAGCGAGCAGCUGCCGGAAGGAACACACCCCCGCCUUCAGAGCCGAACCGGAACACACAGAAAUCAGACGAGCAGCUUCGGCGAGGUCUUCUCUGCCUCGGGUGUGACGGAUGUGGCGAGAUGUUGAAAAAGGAAACUCUUUGCUACUGCUGAGCAGAAAGAGGGCAGCGGACCACUGGAGGUAAAACACUUCAAUCAUUAUUGAUGAUGAUAGGAAGCUCCGACGUUCUGGUCCUGACCGUCGGGUCGGUUCUGUCUCUGAGUCUGCUCUCAGCGCUCUGCCUGCGAUGCAAGAAGAAAUCCAAGAUCAUCCAUGAGGAGCAUCAGAUAUACGACCCGAGGACGUUCCAACGGGGGGGAAGUAGGUUUGCUGUGACAGAAUCAAAAACAGUCACCAGAGCAAACCAGAUCACUUCAACCACAGUGGGCUCUGGUCCCUGUUGGUCCCCCCCCAGAACCGCCCAUGCUUCAUAUUGCUUUGAUAAAUUAAAAAGAGAAACUCAAGAGGACUUUUCAACAGCUGCAAAUGACGAGCAGUCAGACUAUCAAAAUGUCUCGGAUGCUCAAACCGGAAAUCCAGAACACACAUAUGUAGCUCCACUCCCGAUAUCAGCUUACAUAAACGAACUGACUAAAGAAAGAAUAACUGAUCAGAAUCCAGCUGUUUAUGCUAACGUCAUCUCAUCACUGCCGAUUAAAGAGGACGAGGACGACUACGAGAACUCGGAUUUUCUGGACAAAAUUGUGGAGGAGGAAGAAGACAAUGAGCCAGAUUAUGUGAAUGAGAACGGCUGACAGCAGAGACGAUGUUCCUGCACCCUGACCUCUUUGAGUUAAAUUCAAAGUAAAAUUAUUAUUUUUUUUAAGUAUUUGUGUUCCUGCUCUGUGUCAUGUGUUAAUGAUGUAGACAACUGUGUGAAUAAACGCUCAUGGAGCUUG
This is a messenger RNA of Notothenia coriiceps (black rockcod), 973 nucleotides long. Its product is annotated as linker for activation of T-cells family member 2. Bases 239 to 829 code for a protein of 196 amino acids. The record is from RefSeq and is a predicted model, not a curated record. NCBI's taxonomy places the organism in Eukaryota, Metazoa, Chordata, Actinopteri, Perciformes, Nototheniidae. The transcript is spliced from 14 exons.